This is a messenger RNA of Dermatophagoides farinae (American house dust mite), 711 nucleotides long. RefSeq lists its product as uncharacterized. NCBI's taxonomy places the organism in Eukaryota, Metazoa, Arthropoda, Arachnida, Sarcoptiformes, Pyroglyphidae. The record is from RefSeq and is a predicted model, not a curated record. Gene Ontology annotation, molecular function: oxidoreductase activity, acting on a sulfur group of donors, disulfide as acceptor.
UUGUUUUUUGUUUAUUGUGUUUUUUUAAUUCGACAAAAAAAAAUAGAAAAUGAAAAAAAUAAAAAAAUUCUUAUCAACAAAUACGACUAUCGAUGGUCCAAGAUUCGAAUCGAUUGUCCGAUCCAUACGUCAUGUAUUAUUAUUCAUUGUAUUUUUAUCAUCAUUAUCAUUAUCAAUAUUGAAUACAGUUGAUUGUCAACAAGAUGCAAAGAUAAAAGUAGAAAUAUUCUACGAAACGGCCAAUCAUAAUGUACAGAAAUUUAUGGCACAACAAUUUCGUCCAAUGAUUGAAUAUAUAAAUCUAACAAAUAUCCAUCUGGAACUUUAUCCAUAUGGACAAACUGUUGAACAAAACGGUACAUAUGAAUGUCCAUAUGGUGAUAUUCAAUGUUUAGCCAAUAAAUAUCAGGCCUGUGUAAUCGAAAAGAGACACCAAUGGAACUUUUAUCAUCACGGAUAUUCAAACGGCAAGAUUUGUUUCUUGUUUUUUUAAAAAUAGAAAAUCUCUAUCCAAACCUGCAGAAUUGGCGGAAAAUUGUAUUAAAAACAGUGAUGAUGAUUGGAUGACGAUUAAAGAAUGUGUCGGUAAAGAUAAAAUCAAUGAAAUAAUGGCCAAUAAAACAGAAAAAGCAAAAAAGAUUUUGAGAAAGGUUUGGCGAUUUUCAUUAAUGAUAAACAUGAUCCAGAAGCAAGAAAAGAUUUCAUCAAACA